AUGAAUACUAAUAAUUUGCAAGAACAAAACAAAGAUCUUGAAUUGUAUUUACGUUUAAGAUCAGACAUUAAAUCUGCUAUGAAGAAUAAAGAUCAAUUAAAAUUAAAUGUUGUCAAGUCAAUUCUUUCAGAUCUUACUUAUGUUUCAAAAAAAGUGUCACAACCUUCUUCAUUAACAACAUCACCACCUACAAAUCAACAAAUCUAUAAGAUUAUAAACAAAUCUGUUAAAACACAUAAUGAAUCUAUAGAAAAGUUUUCACAAGCACAAAGACCAGACUUAGUUUGCAAAGAACAAAUUGAAUUAGAAAUUUUAGAAUCCUAUUUGCCAAAAAAGAAAUUAUCUGAAGAAGAAAUUGAAUCAAAUAUCAUCAAAUUCAUCAAAGACAACAACUUAACAGAUCCAACUAACAUUCCUGGAUUUCCUGUUGACGCCUGUUCUGUCAUUUUGUCAACUACCCCUCGAAGUGGUGUUCCUCGUCUUGUGCUGGAACAAACUGAACAAGAUCCAACAUCAAUUCUGAUUUCAGCUUGUAAACAAUGUGAACUGGAGGACUGUAUCAAGUUGGUUUCAAUUCAUUCUGAAAUCACACCCAAAGCAAAGAUUAUUCAAACACUUGUUCAUCUUAAGUCAAGCCCACCUUAUAAAGAUGCCACAGUGAUAUAUGCCUCAGAAACUGCAAUGAAGACUAUUGCUCAUACUAAAUGGACUUAUGAAAGUGGUACCUUCCAAUGUCAAGAACUUGUCUCUGGUAGGAAAAGUCUCAAGUCUGGUUCCUUUGACCUCAAGAUUCCAAAAUCAAAGACUCCCUCCACAAGUUGUUGA
This is a messenger RNA of Entrophospora sp. SA101, 825 nucleotides long. The record is from the annotation of a GenBank genome assembly. Lineage: Eukaryota; Fungi; Glomeromycota; Glomeromycetes; Entrophosporales; Entrophosporaceae.